ACACAAAGUAGUUUCCAUUAAACUAUGGUUUUUCUUCCUUUCAUUUGUAUAUUUUUCUUCCUAAACUUUCAUGGCUAUGUUGCCAUGAAAACUGAGCUUUCAAGUACUUCCAACACCAAUUUACAAACCUACAUUGUCCAUGUAAAGCAGCCAGUGCUUGAGAUUUUGGGUGACACCAUUGAUCUCCAAAAUUGGUACACAUCAUUCUUACCAGAAACCAUCGAAGCGUCAUCCGACGAACAACCACGGUUACUUUAUUCAUAUCGACACGUGAUGAGUGGUUUCUCUGCAAGACUUACAAAAGAGCAAGUUAAAGCAAUGGAAGAGAAGGAUGGUUUCAUCUCGGCCAUGCCUGAAACCACAUUGAAUUUGCACACAACUCAUACACCUGAAUAUUUGGGGUUGAACAAACAUUUUGGGUUAUGGAAGAAUUCAAACUUUGGUAAAGGAGUGAUCAUAGGAGUAUUGGAUACUGGAAUUCAUCCAAAUCAUCCUUCGUUUAACGAUGAAGGAAUGUCGUCACCACCGGCGAAAUGGAAAGGGAGAUGCGAAUUUGGUGCUUCUAUUUGUAAUAACAAGUUGAUUGGUGCAAGAACUUUCAAUCUUGCUAAUAAUUUCGUGAUUGGGAAAUCACCAAAUGAUGAAAAUGGACAUGGCACACACACAGCAAGCACAGCUGCAGGCACUUUCGUUAAAGGUGCUGAAGCUUUGGGAAAUGCAAGAGGCAAAGCUGUUGGAAUGGCACCUUUAGCUCAUAUUGCAAUGUAUAAAGUUUGUUCUCCAAAUGGUUGUUCGAGUAGUGAUAUACUCGCUGCGUUAGAUGCUGCAAUCGACGACGGUGUUGACGUGCUCUCGCUCUCCCUCGGUGCCCCAUCGACUCCAUUUUUCAGAGACACUAUUGCCAUGGGGGCAUUUGCAGCCAUUAAAAAGGGAAUUUUUGUGAGUUGUUCAGCUGGGAAUUCAGGCCCUUCCAAAAACACAUUAGCCAACGAAGCACCAUGGAUUCUAACUGUUGGAGCAAGCACUAUUGAUCGAAAAAUCGUGGCAUUGGCAAAGCUUGGAAGUGGCGAAGUCUACACCGGUGAAUCUCUGUUCCAGCCCAGAAAUUUUCCAUCAAAAUUCUUACCACUUGUAUACGCUGGCAAAAGCGGAAUCGAAGGGUCUGAAUAUUGUAUUCAAGGUUCCCUUGAAAAGCUGAAUGUGACAGGAAAAGUCGUGGUAUGUGAACGAGGAGGAGGAAUAAGCAGAGUAGCAAAAGGGUUGGUUGUGAAAAAUGGUGGUGGAGCUGCCAUGAUUCUUAUAAACCAAAAACCAGAAGGGUUUAGUACUUUAGCUGAAGCUCAUGUUCUUCCAACGACUCAUUUAAGCUAUGAAGAUGGACUUAAAAUCAAAGCAUAUAUAAAUUCAUCACAUAAUCCAAAAGCUUCAAUUUCAUUUAAAGGAACUCUGCUUGGAAACAGAGCCACCACUUUCUCCCCUGCCAUGGCUUCUUUUUCUUCACGAGGGCCAUGUCAAGCAAGCCCUGGGAUCUUGAAACCUGACAUAACGGGCCCUGGUGUCAACAUUCUCGCAGCUUGGCCAUUCCCAUUAAACAACAACACGAACACGAACACAAAAUCGACGUUUAAUGUUAUAUCAGGAACAUCAAUGUCUUGUCCUCAUUUAAGUGGAAUUGCAGCUUUGAUCAAGAGUUAUCAUCCUAAUUGGUCCCCUGCUGCCAUUAAAUCUGCUAUUAUGACCUCUGCAGAUGUAAGAAAUCCUCAAGGGAAACCAAUCAUGGAUCAAGAUUUGAAACCAGCAAACUUUUUCGCUAUGGGGUCCGGACAUGUUAAUCCAUCAAAAGCAGCUAACCCAGGAUUGGUCUAUGACAUUCAGCCUGAUGAUUAUAUUCCUUAUCUUUGCCAUUUGUACACAGAUGCUCAAGUGUCGAUUAUUGUUCGUAAACAAGUAACGUGUUCGACGGUGCCAAGAAUACGAGAAGGGGAUUUGAAUUAUCCAUCGUUUGCUGUGAGUUUAGGAGCUGGUUCACAGACGUUUAAUAGAACAGUGACGAAUGUGGGUGAUGCUAAUUCAGUUUAUUACCCCAUUGUUGAGGCACCAGCUGGAGUUUCAGUGAAAGUUACACCAAGCAAUUUGAAGUUCUCAAAGUUGAAUGAAAAAGUGACAUAUUCGGUAACCUUCAGCCGGAUUGACUUUGUUCGAACAACGAGUGAAUUCAGUGAAGGGUAUCUCAUAUGGGUUUCUAAAAAACUCAUGGUGAGGAGUCCAAUCUCUGUGAAGCUCACCUAAGGAAGUUAUGAGACCUACUUCAUACAUUGUUGUAUUUGUUCAAAUCAAAAUUUGUAAUAAGAAUUGGUGUAAUCGUUAGUUAAUU
Messenger RNA from Cucumis melo (muskmelon), 2374 nucleotides. RefSeq names its product subtilisin-like protease 4. Gene Ontology annotation, molecular function: serine-type endopeptidase activity. Gene Ontology annotation, biological process: proteolysis. The transcript has a single exon. The record is from RefSeq and is a predicted model, not a curated record. Bases 25 to 2289 code for a protein of 754 amino acids. Lineage: Eukaryota; Viridiplantae; Streptophyta; Magnoliopsida; Cucurbitales; Cucurbitaceae.